Messenger RNA from Opisthocomus hoazin, 1295 nucleotides. NCBI's taxonomy places the organism in Eukaryota, Metazoa, Chordata, Aves, Opisthocomiformes, Opisthocomidae. The record is from RefSeq and is a predicted model, not a curated record.
CUGAACCUUCUUUUAUUGCUAAAAGUGAAGAUCGUUUGUUUAAACACUUAUUUGAAGACUAUCAAAGAUGGGUUCGUCCAGUGGAACACUUGAAUGACACAAUAAAAAUAAAGUUUGGCCUUGCAAUCUCUCAGCUAGUAGAUGUGGAUGAGAAGAAUCAAUUGAUGACAACGAAUGUCUGGUUGAAACAGGAAUGGAUAGAUGCAAAAUUAAGGUGGAAUCCUGAAGAUUAUGCUGGAAUAACAUCUAUUCGUGUUCCAUCAGAUUCUAUUUGGAUUCCAGAUAUCGUGUUGUAUGACAAUGCGGACGGACGUUUUGAGGGAACGUCUACGAAAACUGUGGUGAAAUAUGAUGGAACCAUUGCUUGGACUCCACCAGCAAACUACAAAAGUUCUUGUACUAUUGAUGUAACCUUCUUCCCCUUUGACCUCCAAAAUUGCUCUAUGAAAUUUGGUUCCUGGACUUACGAUGGCUCCCAGGUUGAUAUAAUUCUUGAAGAUUAUGAUGUAGACAAAAGAGACUUUUUUGAUAAUGGAGAAUGGGAAAUAGUGACUGCAACAGGGAGCAAAGGAAACAGGACUGAUGGAUGCUGCUGGUAUCCUUUUGUUACGUACUCAUUUAUAAUUAGACGUUUGCCACUUUUUUACACAUUGUUUCUCAUUAUUCCUUGUAUUGGGCUUUCAUUUCUAACUGUCCUUGUCUUCUAUCUUCCUUCAAAUGAAGGUGAAAAAAUUUCACUUUGCACUUCAGUACUGGUAUCUUUGACUGUUUUUCUUCUUGUUAUUGAAGAGAUUAUUCCAUCGUCUUCUAAAGUUAUCCCACUUAUAGGCGAGUACUUGGUGUUUACUAUGAUAUUUGUUACUUUGUCCAUUGUGAUAACUGUCUUUGCUAUCAAUAUUCAUCAUCGCUCUUCGUCUACACACAAUGCUAUGGCACCAUGGGUUCGCAAGAUAUUUCUUCACAAACUUCCCAAGCUGCUUUGCAUGAGAAGUCACGUAGAUAGAUACUUUGCUCAGAAGGAGGAAGCAGGAAACAUGAAUGGAUCAGAAUCAUCUAGGAACACCUUGGAAGCAGCUCUAGAUUCUGUCCGAUAUAUUACAAGGCAUGUUAUGAAGGAGAAUGAAGUUCGUGAGGUUGUUGAAGACUGGAAAUUUAUUGCUCAGGUGCUUGAUCGAAUGUUCUUAUGGACUUUUCUUCUGGUUUCAAUAAUUGGAUCACUUGUGUUAUUUAUUCCUGUUAUUCAUAAAUGGGCAAGUAUAAUAGUACCUACACAUAUAGGCAGUACAAAUGCAUGA